Molecule: messenger RNA, 891 nt
Organism: Phacochoerus africanus (Common warthog)
Lineage: Eukaryota; Metazoa; Chordata; Mammalia; Artiodactyla; Suidae
Product: proline-rich protein 23A-like
Exons: 1
Coding region: 103-891 (262 amino acids)
Source: RefSeq, a predicted model, not a curated record
CGGUCCUAGGCCCGCCUCAGCUGUCAAGCCGACCUGUCACUGCCUGCAGGACCGAGCCCUUCCGAGCCCUCUGCCAGGCCCCGGGCCUGCAGCACCACUGAGAUGGUUGGCAGCCGGCCCCGCAACCCCAGCGCCGCCUAUCCUGAGGACUGGUGCGGCCCACAGCCCGGAGGACCUGGCCCUGCCAAGCGCCGACGAACCCAGGAGCCUGCGGACCCCGGGUUCGAGGCGGUGCCCGGCCUGGACAACCAGACAGGGCCCCUGGCUUCUGGCACACUCAUCUCCGUGGUGUUCCUUGACGCCGGCUGUGCCCUGAACCUGACCCUGGACGACGUCGACGUGCUGCUAGAGCCCGAGCCCACGUCUGUGAUGCAAGUAUCUCUCGGGGAUCACCUCCUCAUGCUUGUCCCCGGAGCCCUCCUCGAACUCCUGGGAGGGCCAGCCCAUUCGGCUCUUGCAUUAGAACAAAGUGCUGUCCUGAGCUCUCCAGGGGAGGAGGACAUCGACCUUGAGGAGGGAUUCUUUUAUGGAUCUGUCCUAGAGAUCGCUGCCCAGGAAGAGGUCUAUGAGGAGGACUCAGGCGCCCAGUUCCUGCCAGCUGAGAUGGAUGCUGCAGCCAGCUCAGUUGCGGGGCUCUACGUCUCCCCUGGAAGGGCUUCUGAUGGCGACGUGGUGGGCCUAGUUCCACAACCCUCGCCCUGGGGUCCCAACCCUAGUCCUGAGAGACGCUCUCCUCACCAUGACGCAGAGCUGGGCCUCUACUUUGCAGAGCCUUUCCCCGACUCAGCACUCCAACCUCUCCCCCCUUCUCUUUCUCGAGGUCUUCAUGAGCGCCCCCAACGCCCUUAUGGCCCUCGGCGAAAGGCCCAGAAAUGCCUGUUCCAGGAAUGA